Molecule: messenger RNA, 2062 nt
Organism: Chroicocephalus ridibundus (black-headed gull)
Lineage: Eukaryota; Metazoa; Chordata; Aves; Charadriiformes; Laridae
Product: gap junction beta-3 protein-like
Exons: 4
Coding region: 347-1120 (257 amino acids)
Biological process (GO): cell-cell signaling
Cellular component (GO): connexin complex
Molecular function (GO): gap junction channel activity
Source: RefSeq, a predicted model, not a curated record
GGGUUGCCCCUGCUCCGCCUGGCCACCAGCCAGCGCCGUCCAGGCUGCGGGGCUCCCGCGGUGCCGUGCUCCGCACCCCGGCACAGGGCUCGGCACGGACCUCACCUCCCCUCCUGACCCACUGUCGGUCCAUGGCCAGAGCCAGUGCGGAGCUGAGCCAAGAAGCCCCAGGACACCUUGCCACGCCACACAGCCCUCCCCGAAUGAGGGGGCCAUGAUCACCCGUGUGCCAUCGUGCCCCCGGCCAUGACCUACACUGGGCGCUUCCCACCCCACAACCCCCGGUGAGCGGGGAAGGAGCCGGAGCCUCUUCCAGGUCGGGUGACUCUGGCCUCUGCCCGCCGCCAUGGAUUGGAAAACGCUGCAGGCGCUGCUCAGUGGGGUCAACAAGUACUCCACAGCCUUCGGCCGCAUCUGGCUCUCCGUGGUCUUCGUCUUCCGCGUGCUGGUCUACGUGGUGGCAGCCGAGCGCGUGUGGGGAGACGAGCAGAAGGACUUUGACUGCAACACGCGGCAGCCGGGCUGCACCAACGUCUGCUACGACCAUUUCUUCCCCAUCUCCCACAUCCGCCUCUGGGCCCUGCAGCUCAUCUUUGUCACUUGCCCUUCCCUCCUGGUCAUCAUGCACGUGGCCUACCGGGAGGACCGCGAGAAGAAGAACCGGGAGAAGAAUGGGGAGAAUUGCCCCAGGCUCUACAGCAACACAGGCAAGAAGCAUGGUGGGCUGUGGUGGACCUACCUGCUCAGCCUCUUCUUCAAACUUAUCAUAGAGAUCGUGUUCCUCUACCUCCUCCACAAGAUGUGGGACAGCUUUGACUUGCCACGGCUGGUCAAAUGCUCCAAAGUGGACCCCUGCCCCAACACUGUAGACUGCUACAUCGCUCGGCCAACUGAGAAAAGAGUCUUCACCUAUUUCAUGGUCGGAGCCUCCUCCAUCUGCAUUGUCCUCACUGUCUGUGAGAUCGUCUACCUCAUCUUCAAGCGGGUUAUGCGGAGUGCACGGAAGUGGAAGAAGUCCACCAAGCGCUCUGUCAGCUACAGCAAGGCCUCCACCUGCCAGUGCCACCUCAAGACAGAGGAGAAGGACAACAAGUCCCAGCCUAGAGGAGAGGAGCUGUGAGCUCACCCGUCCCAGCCGGUUUGCCUUCCCCUUGGCCCAGCACCUUUUCAAGCCUGCCAAGUCCCCAACCCCUCCAGAGCCGACCCAUGUGAAAAAUGACUAAACCCAACAAGUUAAAGUCCCCUGAAAGAGGUCCUUGGGUGCAGACACAGGUAAGGCGAGGGCAGCCCUGGGGCUCUGCCAGCUGUACGCAGUGGUGCCACGGGGCUUGGACAUCACAGGGACGCACAGACACCGUGCAUGACUCUGCCGAGCAGCCGGCCCCGCUGUGGCAGCCACUGCUGUCCAGCCCGGCAGCGAGCCCAGACGAAAGCUGCAGGGAUGAAGCUGUUGAGCUUGGAGGGCACACGGGACUGGGGCUGACAGGAGGCAGCGUGGGGGCUCCCAUGUCCCUACAGCUUCUCUUGAGUCCUCCAGCUCUGCUGCUCCCAAUACGAAUGCAUCCGUCGGUGCCCAGUGAGAGCUGGUGUCACCCAGCACAGUGACAGUCCCCAGUUGGCCAGCUGGGGCAGGAGAAGCUUUUCUCCCUUUGCUCAUGCAAGCACUGUGCCGAUGUCCUGCCCAAAUGGCUCUGCUGCUUCUCUCGAUGCCUUUGUGUCCCCCCUCGCCUCAGAUGGAUGCAUCACGCACAGCAUCAGCUACGGAUCCAAAGGGCCGAUAAAGGCUGUGGUGUUUGUAGACACUGGGAUCUGCUCUGCACACUGUAAAUCGAGGGAAACUGCUGAGACCAGAAGAAAUGGAUUUGCAGUUGUUCCCUGGGAGCCCGUGGCCGGGUGCUCCUCACUCCCACCAGGGCAGCACGGGCCGAGCCCCGGGGCCGGCAUGCCCAGCGUCUGCCCGCUCUGCCGCCUCCUGGCUUGUCAUGCGUCGUUAAAUUUUAAUUCACCAGAACCGCACGCUGGCCCCCAAGGAAAUCAAGGAGGGCUCAGCAUCAAUUACUUA